This is a messenger RNA of Amoebophrya sp. A25, 325 nucleotides long. The record is from the annotation of a GenBank genome assembly. NCBI's taxonomy places the organism in Eukaryota, Dinophyceae, Syndiniales, Amoebophryaceae.
CGAAGAAGUUCUGCUCUCUGAGCUGCUAGCUACAACAAUUACAGUAAGCGACCGAAGAUUGAUCAUGUUUCUUAGAAAUUAUUAGGACAACGAACUAAUAAUCCGAUCUGUCUUGUUGGUUGAUUCUAGAACUACAACCUUUCCUACUAUUCGUACAGCUAGCCAAGAGAUUAUGGACAUCAAGAAUCAUUUUAUCAUUGAACCAAUGGUAGAAUAUUUGGGAGACAUACUACAGACGAGAACAAGAAGGACAAGAACCGUAUCGAGCAAUGGUAGAAACUUCUAUAAUAGACCAGAACUGUUGUUGAGCAGACUUAGCUCUUAG